Messenger RNA from Oncorhynchus keta (chum salmon), 3805 nucleotides. Its product is annotated as transmembrane protein 116-like. The record is from RefSeq and is a predicted model, not a curated record. The coding region runs from base 762 to 1934 and encodes 390 amino acids. Gene Ontology annotation, cellular component: plasma membrane. Gene Ontology annotation, molecular function: G protein-coupled receptor activity. The transcript has 13 exons. Lineage: Eukaryota; Metazoa; Chordata; Actinopteri; Salmoniformes; Salmonidae. Gene Ontology annotation, biological process: adenylate cyclase-activating G protein-coupled receptor signaling pathway.
GGACAACAGCAAUAUUAAACUAAUGCAGAGACAAUUGUCUUGAGCAGACAUGAUCGUAAGUAAAACGACUCUGCAUGUACAGGUUCGACCGAUCCAUCACUACCCAUUUGUGUCACAUAAUGUUUUGAGGUAAAAAUGUCACUUGUUGUUCACACUGAUUAUUUGCAGUCACAUUGUGUGCCAGCAGAUGUCAGAUUACAACACGGGUUCGCUGUUAUUGCAACGCGAACUAAUGAUGUCACAUUAGAUAGAUAAGACCCUCUUUGGUCAGUAUUUCUCAGCGCACCAUAUCUUCUGACAGCCAUAUUGAACUUCACAGGGUAUAAUUAAUUUGUUAAUCCUCCUCAUCAUGCAUGCCAUUUACAUUCUGGUGAAGUGUGAGGGAUGUCAUGUGUUUCUGCAAUGGGCAGACCAAUGACACGCACACACACACACACACGUUCUGUGCAACAGUUGAGCAAAACGUGAGACUUGUGUGUUAUCAGGAGUGUGCUGCUUGGCUAAAUAGGGCAACUACUAUCACUGAGACACGUGUUAACCCGGUGUUUAGAGUAAACAAUGUUUUGACUGCAUGUUAAUUUCUCCUUUGCAACUUGUGUGUCCCAUUAAAAGCUGGUGCAUGCAUAAUGUAGCCUAUGCCAAACAAAUAAAUAACUUAUAGGCUACACAGUUAUUAUUAUAGGAUGUAUAGGGUUAUAUAUAGCCAACUCGCUCUGGUCUUCUCCAAACCAGUAUGAGACCUGGCUCAUCGACUGUCCGCCAUGCACGGCAUUUCCAGGGAAAUUCCUACACCUGUCCCGUGUGGGGAUUUUUUGCUGCAAAGACAAAGUACGGGUGCGCUUUGGAUAACUUUGCCUAGGUGGCAAUUGUGCGGCUCAUUCACAAUGAGUUUGAAUCGAUUUUUAAGCAAUGACCAGAUCACUGGUCUCUCGACUGUGUACCUGGUAUCUCUGUCUAUAAGUUUGAUUGGGAGUUUUUCAGUGCUGGUGGUUUCCAUUGUAAAGAGGAGCCACCUACAAGAACAGGUGAAUCCCCUGGUCCAGCUGGCUCUAGCUGAUCUGUUGGCAGCAGUCACCCUGAUGUUCACCAGCACAAUGAAUGAAACACACACCUUCACCCCCAGUGUGUUAAUCUGUGAAAAACUACUGCCUCUGUCACUGAUGUUUUACUUCGUGUCGUUCCUCCUGAUGGUAGUGUAUGCCUGGGAGUCAAAGCAUGCAGUCGAGGGAUGGAGGGAGAGACCAAGAGAGGAAGAGUCCCAGUGUCGACAAAGGAUGGGGGUUGUGCCUGUAUAUGCUUGUGUGUGGUUUAUACCAUUGGUGAUGUACUUUGUGUAUGUGAUGACUUUAGUCCUGGUACCACCCAGCCACAUGACGGCAAACAACGCUGAAGCUAGCACAUACUGCAACAGCUGUAUCCUCUUCCUGCAUAUCUGGAGGGACAACUGCUCAGAUAUAGAACAUAUCCAUGAUAUCUUCAUACAAUGCUUCCUCUUCGUCAGUGUGAUACCAGUUUUGGUGUGCUGCACAGUGGUUUACUACAAGGUGGGCAGCUGGUAUCGCAGGUAUGAGGAAGAGGGACUAUUUCCUGUGGAGGGAGAUGCACGUUCCAGGAAACGGCUGAGGGGUAUGUUCUCCACUGCUCGCUACAUGAUGGUGGUCAUCAUCUUCUGCUGGACCCCAGCUCUUGUUCUGGUUGUCCUGUCUGUGAUACCAGACAUACCUCAAGUAAAUCUCUUCCCCCUGUAUGUUAUACAGGCGAUGACGUUGUCUCUGCAGGGCUGUCUGAACAGUGUGGUCUAUGCCUGGAGACGACCGAACUUCAGAGACGCUGUGCUCGGAGAGAGGAUUCCCCUUCUCAGCCAAGACGCCCCUCUGCCCUUCUUUGACGAAUCACUGAGGGGGCCGCUUGGACCCUUAACCUCUAACUCCUGACUCUAGAGAAGCUGCUAUGCUGCGGGUGGAAUUCUACCUCUGGCACAGAAACAGUUUACCCUCCUCAAAUACUAACCUUUACCACUGAGGGAAGCAAUGUAACACUGACCUCAGAUCAGCAUCUUGGGAUAACUUCAUUCUACUACUCCCACUGGGAUGGUUGUCCGGAACCAAGACAAUGGUGUACUAUGGACGUAGGGGUCGAUUCAGACUCAGGAAAUGUAUGCCUAUCCUACACACGUCUUUCCUAUGCACUUCUCAGUAGUUGGUAUUCAGACUUUCCUUAUGCAGGCGUGUAACGGGCUUUGUUCUACAUUUCCUAGAACAGCUGAAAAUCCUCCCACUUGCUGGCUAACAAACUUUCUCAUCGAGUUUUCAUUCAAUAAAGUUUUCUGUACAUUCAACUUAAACCAUCCCUUUAAAUACGGUGUACCUUUAAUUCGAAUUUGGUCGACAGACUCACUAGAAUACAUAGAGAGAAAAGCUUCAGAGUAUUAGAGAUCAAUGGAAGGAAGCCAUCUAAAUAUAUGCAUAUUUGUUACAGUUUCAGCACCAACUGGUUAAAAAAUAUUCUGGUAGAUUAUUUAGGCAAAUAUUAGGGUUAGGAAGGUAUGUAUGACAUGAACUGGUUUGGUGAGCCUUUCCGCACAAAAUAUAAUAUAUAUAUUUUUAUUGAACCUUUAUUUAACCAGAUAGGCCAGUUGAGAACAAGUUCUCAUUUACAACUGCGACCUGGCCAAGAUAAAGCAAAGCAGUGCGACACAAACAACAACCCAGAGUUACACAUGGAAUAAACAAACAUGCAGUCAAUAACACAACAGAAAUGAAUCAAAAAUACAGUGCUUUGAUUCAUCCUGAAAGUUGCCAUAUUCAAAUUCAAUCCAUAAAAUAUUGGAAGGUGAAAAAAGUGUGCAAUAGGGGUUGAACAAUAGGCUAGUCCGAUAAAUCAACCAUAAUCCUUACUAAUAAUUGAACUGGUCCAGUCAUUGUGAACUGUGCGCCAGGCUCCAGGGUUAACCUGCUAUGUGUGGUCUGACUUCCAUAAUGAUUCAAAUAGGCUACAUGCCCCAAAUUAUUGCGCAACGUUAGCCUAUUGAUCCACUACUGGAAGAUACUGUUCCCACCUCACCACUGAAGAGACUGGAAUAACACCUUUAAUCACAGAGUUCACCUGGUAUUCUACAUAAAAUGCUACUACGUUAAGUGGUAUGUCAGAAGACACCAUUUGCAAUUCAGAAUUUUCCUGGACCUCAAAACAUGCGUUUGAAUGUGAUUUCUGUAGCACCAUUUUUGUUAGUGUUAUUUAGAAGAAUCUUCAAUGAUAUAUUCAUUUUUUAGUACAAUGCUAUUUCAGUAAGAAGAGAGAAUGAGGUGAUUAUUUUGAUGAGUUGUAGAGCCAGAUGGGCCAGAGAACAACAUGACAUGACAAUGACCAUCGUUUGAUUGAUUGAUUUGAUUAAUGGAAUAUGGUUUAUGAAGCGCUUCCUUAUGGUGUUGGGGAUUUCACUCUUUCCAGUAGAUAGCUAGAGCAACUGUCAGUGAUUGUGUACAAUAUAGCAAGCAAUAUAGCUAGUAACCAUAGCAAGCUAUCAUUUGUACACAUUCAGUGUUUGUUUUUUAUCAGGUUAUAUAGUAUCACCCUUUGAACAAAAUUAAUUCAAAUCAGAAGUAUCAUUUUUAUUCAGUCAUUUGACAUGUGUAUAGACUAAAGACGAAAAAGCACUCAAGGACUAAAUGUACUGUACUUUAGCAUGUAGAUGUUCUUUGGUAGGCAUUAAAAUCACAGGAUAACAUUUCCCUUGUAUAUUUAUGUUGUUAUGAUGUUUUAUUUGUGCAAUAAAUGGCCUCGUACCCAGUCCCAUUUUAACUGA